UGUUUCAGCUGCCAUGUUUGGUUGCUUUGUUGUAGGCUUCUACUUGGUUUCCUACAGAAUUAGUAAGUGUGGAAAUGGAGCCGAGCUGGAGUACGUUUCUUUUUCAAAGGAUGGGAGAGUGGAUAGAGCCGGAACCUGGGGGAGAACGGAGAAUGACGUGGGGUAGAGGACUGCAGCAGGCCAAUGAAGCCCUCCACCACCAGCACCAGGUGGCCCAGAACAGCCUGCUGCCACUUCUUAAUGCGGGAGCUGAACAAAUAGACCAGAAGCCUAUCCUGCCUAUCCAAAUAGACCAGAAGCCACCUUCCAGUGCCGCCGAUCUCCUCAAGGACAAUGUGGCCAGUGGAGGAGGUCAACGGCCACCAGUGCCUGUUAUAAAGAAGGAACACAAAGGAAAAACACCUUUCGUUUGUGGCUACUGCAACAAGGCCUUCCGCGACAGCUACCACCUGCGACGCCAUGAGUCCAGCCACACCGGUAUCAAAAUGGUGUCACGGCCAAAGAAGACCGCCCAGACAGCCCCCACCAUGGUACCCAUGAUCUCAACCAUGUCACGGGAGAACAACGGCAACCCUUCCUACAUCUCUACAGUCGCUGGCAUCCUCUCCACGGCGACCACCUCAGUUUCCUCGAGUAUCAUGACGUCAUCGGCGAUGGGGAACGUGCAUCAGCAAAAUGUGCCCAAGAAACCCGCCAAACCUGUCAAGAAAAACCACGGCUGCGAGAUGUGCGGCAAGGCCUUCCGUGACGUCUAUCACCUGAAUCGCCACAAGCUGUCCCAUUCAGACGAGAAGCCGUUCGAGUGCCCCAUCUGUCAGCAACGCUUUAAAAGAAAGGACAGGAUGACCUACCACGUCCGCUCUCAUGACGGAGGAGUCCACAAGCCCUACGUUUGCUCUGUGUGUGGGAAAGGCUUCUCCAGGCCGGACCAUUUGAGCUGCCAUGUGAAGCAUGUGCAUUCUUCAGAAAGACCGUUUAAAUGUCAAGUAACGGCCUGUACCUCUGCUUUCGCCACCAAAGAUAGACUGCGCUCCCACAUGAUUCGACACGAAGGCAAAGUCACCUGCAGCAUCUGUGGGAAGAUGCUCAGCGCGGCCUACAUCACCAGCCAUCUGAAGACUCACGGACAGACCAACUUUAACUGUAAUAAAGAUGGCAAUGAUGUCUGCAACUCUGCCUCAGCUACACCUGUGACUAUCUCUGCCCCCAUCACCUCAGCGAUGAACCGGGGCCUACAGAACAACCCUGUUACCAUAGCGGCGCAAAUGAACAUUAGCACCAACACGGUCAACAUCACAUCUCCAGUGAGCCUCCAGCACCCAGUCACCAUCACCGGGCCCAUCAACAUUGCCUCCGUCAACAUCCCUGCGACGGCACCGAUGAAUAUCGCUCACCCGGUCGCAAUAACCACCCCCAUGCCUAUGAAUAUGACCGGUCCCAUCAACAUCGCCAUGAGGCCCGUGGAUAGCAUGUCCUUCCUGUCCCAAGUCUUGCCUUCUCCCCAACCCUGGUAAAAAGAAAAGGAUUGAGAGUGCUGUGAACUGGCCAGAAAGAAAGGGAAAAAUGAAGUGAUACCAGAGACUCCUGUACUCAUCAUUUGCACCUCGAGCCCGGGUCCCGCACCACCACCACCACCACCACCACCGACGUUUACUUCAAUAAACCCUGAAGCGAAUAUUUGCAUGAACUAUGUGGCCGGAUGAUGCUCCAACAAGUCACAGCUACGUCCCAGCUUAGGAAAAGUGGCUUACACGAGAUGCAGAACACUUGAGUAGAAACCAAGUAGGAUUUAUCUUGAAAUCAGGACAACAGUAAGACUUAGAGUAGUCAGUUAGAGCAAUGAAACUGUGAUUUGUAUCAUGACGGAAGAGAAGAGAGAAGAGGAGGACUCUGUAGGAAAAACACACCUGUGCUUUUACAAAAGGGAGAUGAGAGAUGGACUGAAGCAAUAACUAUGAAUUGCUGUUUUUGAUGUUUUACAAGUUCUCUCCCAAAGCCUCUGGGUGUUUCUUUGUAUGUUGUUAUUUUUUAACUAUAGCCUGCUAAUCACUAUUUAAUGUAAUAGGAAAUGAGUCUAGUAAAAGGGACAGCAGCUUCCACUUGCAUGGAAGAAUAUUUUUUCACAGUGCUAUAGCUUUCUUUUCUUCUCUGAUAGUAGGUAUGCUCUUGAGGUACAGUAACUAACUUGUACAGUUGACAUAGUAAUGUAUUUUCAUGUCAGCAUUUUAACUUUUUUUGCUUUUGUCAUUCAAGCGGACGUCGUGACAAUGUCCUCUUGAAAAUGAAAUAUUUGUACUAUGUUUUCUACUUGGAUGGAAACAGAGAAGUUUGUUUUUAUUUGCCUAUUUGUAGUGUUGAUUUUUCCAUGAAGUCAAGAGUGGAGUGAGUCUUGCACUGAAAGCAUAUCCUACACACAGGUGAACAGCAGUAUUAUCAAAGAUCAAAUUGGAGUCUUAGGUGUUUUGGUUAGCAUGCCUGCGCUUGAGGGCCAUCUAGUGGCUGACCAUGGAAAGGCCUGGCCUUGUAGUGAAGCUUUUUCAUGCUGUUCGUCAUCAUUAUGGUGACUACUUAUUUUGUCUGACUCCUCUGUACACUGUUUCUUUUUGUAUCAUUUAUCUGUUAUAGCCCCAAGAUGAUACUUAGGACCCCUCACUCAGGAAAAACAUAUAAAAGCCCAUUUCUCAUAAAUUUAGUUCAUAUUUAAGUUGAUUAUAUCUAUCAUGUAUCUUCUCCAUAUUCUUUUCUUUAGAUUUCCUAAUCGUUUGGCAUGAAAGGACUUGACUAGACUUUCAUCAGGGACUAGAAGUCCAGUAAUUAAUUAUUUUAAAACAUAGCCGUCCAUUAAAAUAAUCAUGUACUGUGCAAUGGCAUACAUGCUGUACCUUUUUUUCUUUUUUUCUUUUUUUUUUUAAACAUUUCCUUAUGUUUAGUCUCAGGCCGCAAAGUAAUGUGGCUGAGAUCUGGAUGAGUUUGAUGAAAUGCAAGUUUGUGCCCAUAAAAAUAAUGGGACAAUAUUGAUGUUGCAUGACCCCCAACACUGUAGCUGUUGAACAUGAAUUAUUUUUCUAAGAAUGCCAUGUUAUCUGAACAGUGUUGCAGCUCUUUGAGUUGAUUCAGUGUAUACUGAGAAAUGCAAUAUGCAUGUUUGUCAUUUUUCCCGAAGUUUUGCUUUUAAACAAAAAUGUUAGUGUAGCUUUUUAUUUUAUUUUUUAUGUUCUUAUGCAUUUAAGUAGAUACACUAUGAUAGCCUGUUUGCCAAAUUUGAUACAAAAAUAAUGUGAUGAACUGAACAUUUCAUGUGGAAUUAAACAUCUCUUUAUUUUUAAGGAAAAAAAUAAUUGGAAAUUCCAGGACCCUUGUGAAAGCAGUUGAAUGUAUAUCUUUGUACAAAACUAUUUUAGUUCCAAGGAUAAGGUAGUUACUGUAGAUGUGAAAGAUAAAAUAACCUUUUUUAUAAAUCUUUUGUAUUAGAACAUUAACAAUGGUAAUUUUGUAUAUAUGAGAGGCUAGGCUUUCUGAUUAGCAGAAAGGUCAAACAUUCCUACAUUUUUUUAAAUGUAUGUUUGUCAAAUUAUUACAUAAACAUGCGCAAUGUUAUGUGCCUUUUAUUUGGGUUGUCUAAAUAAAAGAAAACUAUCAAAUGUGUU
Molecule: messenger RNA, 3647 nt
Organism: Notolabrus celidotus (New Zealand spotty)
Lineage: Eukaryota; Metazoa; Chordata; Actinopteri; Labriformes; Labridae
Gene: vezf1a
Product: vascular endothelial zinc finger 1a
Exons: 6
Coding region: 75-1514 (479 amino acids)
Biological process (GO): regulation of transcription by RNA polymerase II
Cellular component (GO): nucleus
Molecular function (GO): RNA polymerase II cis-regulatory region sequence-specific DNA binding; DNA-binding transcription factor activity
Source: RefSeq, a predicted model, not a curated record